Messenger RNA from Mucor mucedo, 873 nucleotides. RefSeq lists its product as uncharacterized. Bases 1 to 873 code for a protein of 290 amino acids. NCBI's taxonomy places the organism in Eukaryota, Fungi, Mucoromycota, Mucoromycetes, Mucorales, Mucoraceae. The record is from RefSeq and is a predicted model, not a curated record. The transcript has 6 exons. Gene Ontology annotation, cellular component: fungal-type vacuole membrane; PAS complex. Gene Ontology annotation, biological process: positive regulation of phosphatidylinositol biosynthetic process; vacuole inheritance; protein localization to vacuolar membrane.
AUGGAUGCUGAUGAUUCGGACGAUUUAGAAUGCUAUGUUUACAGAGACAAACCCAAUAACAAUAACAACACUGCAUCUUAUACCAUUGCACCUUGGUCUUAUAACGAGCAAGAACCUACACCUUAUUAUUAUGAUAGACAUUAUUCUUCAACAGGGACCGAAAGUAACACGGAUGGUUGCGAAUCAGCCGCGGCUUAUAACAAAGAGAAAUAUUCAAAUAGAAGACCCGUCCUGAGAUCAACUCGAAGACGAAGAAUUCACACCACUCGUAAGAAUCCUUUGGCUGAUGUGGAGGUAGUUGGAAUAAGUAAUGUUCUGGGCACCCAAAAAGAAUUGAUAUUUAAUCUGCAAGUAAGAGCAAGAAAUAGCAAUUGGUGGACAAUUCGAAUGACCAACACCGCUUUCAGUGUGUUUGCCUCAAGUCAUUAUGUGCCUACAGCCAUGCUCAUGGCAGUUAAUAAUAGUACAACAAACAUGACAAUGGUUACAAUGGGUGCUGAUCCAGCAGAAUUUUUGGGAACCAUUUAUCAUCUGGAAGAUCCAUUGAUCUAUCAAUCAGGCGGACUUUUCCAAUCCGUAACAAGUACCGCCACCAGUCAAAUCCAAAUUAAAAAUCCAGGUUCCACCAAGGAUGACAAUAGUGGCAACGAAAGAUGGUCUUUAUUGAUUCGAUACCCUUAUGAGUUGACUGUAAGAGGUGUUCUGAAAUAUCAAAUCUUGCCUUAUUUACCUACUUUAACCCAAUUGCAUUCAGUGAGAGUAUGCAAAAUGUCACGCAUUGAUCCCGCUACAGGAAAAAUUUCUGAUAACGUACCCAUGCCCGAAAAAUCAAUAUGCGAUGACCCAUCACCUGUAGAAGGAUCUAUAAAUUAA